AACUUCCCUUCUCUUCAAACCAUAUGAUUUUCCUCUAUCCUCAUUAUUAAUCAUAGGAAAGUUUUUCACUUUACGCAUAUCUAUCAUUCAAUUAACUCACAGUCACACCCAAACAAUACUAGUUUGACAAGUUCAAAUUUAACUUUUUACCAAGUAGAUGUUUGUAGGACUCUAGCGAAAGGGAAUUGCGAUUCUCAUUGUUAUUAUAUUAUUAUUGUAACUGUAAUGUUAUAAUUACCUUCUUGGCGCUCAAAGAGAGGUUGAGUGUGGACUUCAACUUCCUCAAUAUUCAAGCUUUUGCCCCAUCCCAAUCCCAUAAGCCUCCCCAAAACUAAAACCCUUCUCUUUUGGAAUCUGGAAUUUUUCCUUUCCCUAGUGUCUUUCACUUCAGAGUUCCGAUAUUCGUUUCUCCGUGUUUGUUUCCAAUUGUUCUACACAUGCCUCCAUAACAUUGACUGCAAACUGGAGAGAAAAAUAACGGGUCUUCUCUGUUAAUUCGAGACAUGGAGGUGUUACCGGAGCUGAGCCUUUGAGUACAUGUCAGGGGGUACAGCGGUUGAGUUUUUGUUUGGUUAUCUGAAACUAUGGGGGGAAUUUGUUCGAGGUCCGCCAACGAGGACAAGGUGUUUGCCAAGACCGAUGAAAAUUUUGUGAAUCAUAAAUCUGGUAAGAAUGGCCAGUCUAGCGUGCCGAGUGAUUUCACUACUGCACCUCAGAUACGUGAGAAAAUGGAGAAGGAUUUGCAAGAACCUAGUGAAAUUCGAGGCUUAGAUGCAGGGACUAGUCCAAAUGAUUUCUAUGAUGGAAUCCCACGCUUUUCUGAUUCUUUUCCACACAAAUCUAGAUCAGUUAAAUCAAGGCAGGCUGCUGUGGCAAAGGUUUCAGAGGUGAGUUCACGUCUAGGAAGAGCUGGUACCAUUGGAAUUGGGAAGGCAGUGGAUGUCUUGGACACUCUUGGGAGCAGCAUGACAAAUUUAAAUGCUGGAAGUGGGUUUAUUUCUGGAACUGCAACAAAAGGAAAUGAAAUUGCUAUCUUAGCAUUUGAGGUUGCAAACACUAUCGUCAAGGGCUCUAGUCUCAUUCAAUCUCUGUCGAACCGAAGUAUUUGGCAUUUAAAAGAAGAGGUGCUUCCUUCAAAGGGUGUGCAAGAUUUAGUAUCUAAGGAUACGGAUGAACUUCUAAGGAUUGUUGCUGCAGAUAAGAGGGAGGAGUUGAAAGUUUUUGCUGAUGAGGUAAUCCGUUUCGGAAAUCGCUCCAAGGAUCCUCAAUGGCACAACUUGGACCGUUACUUUGAGAAAAUCAACAGAGAACAGAAUGCCCAGAGACUGUCAACAGAUGAGGUUGAAUCAAUGAUGCAGCAAUUGAUGACUUGGGUCCAGCUCACAGCUGAGUUAUACCAUGAAUUACAUGCUCUGGAUAGAUUUCAGCAAGACUAUCUCAGUAAGCGCCAAGAGGAUGAUAGUUCUGGUGCAGCUCAUAAAGAUGAUAGCCUCCCAAUCUUGAGGGCGGAACUUAAAACUCAAAAGAAGCAAGUUAAACAGUUGAAGAAAAAGUCACUCUGGUCCAGAAGUUUGGAGGAGAUUAUGGAGAUGCUUGUAGACGUUGUCCAAUUUUUGCAUUUGGAGAUGGACAAUAUCUUUGGCAGUGAAGAUCGUCAGAAGCCUGUAAUUGGAUGCAGCAGCAGUCGUCAAAGAUUGGGUCCUGCAGGCCUUGCUUUGCACUAUGCAAAUAUAGUACUCCAAAUCGAUACUCUUGUUGCACGAUCCAGUUCUAUGCCUGCAAAUACAAGGGAUUCAUUAUAUCAGAGCUUGCCUCCUAAUGUAAAAUUGGCUUUGCGUUCCAAAUUACCGUCUGUUCACGUUGCAAACCAGAUGACCGUAACAGAGAUCAAAGAUGAGAUGGAGAAGACAUUGCACUGGCUGGUUCCAGUUGCCACCAACACAGCCAAGGCACAUCAUGGUUUUGGUUGGGUUGGGGAGUGGGCGAACACUGGCUCUGAGGUAAAUAGGAAGAACACGCAGACUGACGUGAUGCGAAUUGAGACAUUUCACCAUGCAGACAAGGACAAAGUUGAAAGUUACAUUCUUGAACUUCUUUUAUGGCUUCAUCGCCUGGCCAUCAAAAGUAAGGCUAACAGUGAUUUUGGUGAAGCAAAGUCUACGCUCAAGCCAGCUGCCGGCACUGCUUUGCAAAAGACAGAUGAGCAACCUAAGAAUGCUGAGCAUCCGUUACUAACAAUUGAUGAACAAAACCUGCUGCAAGAUGUAAUUAAGAAAACACGGAUCCGAGGAAUCAGCAAGAGCUUGGACUUCGACAGCAUGAAUACUACAAGGGAGAAGAGCAGCAGGCUGACAAGGAGUUGCAGCCAUUCAUCAACAACUAGAAGCAAGGAAUCAACAUUUAAUAGGAUUUCGUCUAAGCUUCCUCUGAUUGAUUUUGGCAUUGACAAAGAGAGAGCAUUGGAUGUGAUUGACAGAGUGGACAUGGUCAGAUAGUUUGUACAUACAACGUAUUCAUGCUGCACUGCUGCAACCGUUGAUUGCCAAUUCAUGGCUGCACUUGUGGUAUCUUUGGCUUCAUUAAAUUGUUUUGGUGAAGUGCUAUUGUACAAAACACUCAUGGCACAAAGGUAGAAUGAAGGGAAAACAGGCUUUUCUAGUCUCCAAAAAGAUGAUUGCAUUGCCCGCUUGGGGCUGAGGCAGAGUGGAUUGCGUUUUCAUCGUGCAUAGACAAUAGGAGGACGGGUGCCUGCCUAGUUUUGGAUUGCUGCACUGGUUACUUUUGGCUUUGGUGUAUCCUUGAACGCUGCCAAAAGUGGAACCUAUUUUUUAUUUUUUAAUAGAAAUGUAGAUCCAGCUUUUAUAGAUUGUACAUCAUCUGAAUAAAAGUAGAAUCAUUGAAUAUGUAUGUACAAGAGCUUGAUGUUUUGAGAGUUUGUCUUUAUUGUUUGGUACAUGAGCGGAGCAGAUUUAGAGUAGUUGAUUCACCUUGAAUUAGCGUAUCUCACAGUUUCAAUUAACAUGUUAUUUCACUCUAA
Prosopis cineraria is the source of this 3037-nucleotide messenger RNA. Its product is annotated as protein PSK SIMULATOR 1-like. The record is from RefSeq and is a predicted model, not a curated record. The coding region runs from base 585 to 2495 and encodes 636 amino acids. The transcript has 12 exons. NCBI's taxonomy places the organism in Eukaryota, Viridiplantae, Streptophyta, Magnoliopsida, Fabales, Fabaceae. Gene Ontology annotation, biological process: positive regulation of growth.